This is a messenger RNA of Syzygium oleosum, 1108 nucleotides long. RefSeq names its product chloroplastic group IIB intron splicing facilitator CRS2-B, chloroplastic-like. The transcript is spliced from 9 exons. NCBI's taxonomy places the organism in Eukaryota, Viridiplantae, Streptophyta, Magnoliopsida, Myrtales, Myrtaceae. The coding region runs from base 35 to 817 and encodes 260 amino acids. Gene Ontology annotation, molecular function: peptidyl-tRNA hydrolase activity. The record is from RefSeq and is a predicted model, not a curated record.
AAAAAAAAAAUCUCCGAAAUAUCUUUCAGCCUGCAUGAAACCACGAGCCAGAGCAAGCCUCCAGCAGCUUCGCCUCUUCUCCGCGAGUCAUCUGCUCAUCGCAUCUUCCCUUGAAGGCCUUUUCUCCGUAAUUCAACGGGUUGUGGAUGUGCAGGUCAUGUUGCAUUCAGGUUCAGUCCCUAGAACCAGCACAUGUCCACCAAGUCUUCAAGGUCCCCGUAUACGCCCGCGACACACAGUUCCGGCGAUGCUUCGUGUCUCUGCUUCAUUGCCAGAUAGUGACAGCAGAUUCAAAGUGGAAUAUACUCCUUGGUUGGUUGUUGGAUUGGGAAAUCCUGGGAAUAAGUACCAUGGCACAAGGCAUAAUGUUGGUUUUGAAAUGAUCGAGCGCAUAUCGCAAGCCGAGGGCAUACUGUUAAACACAAUUCAGUCAAAAGCCUUGAUUGGAAUAGGUUGUAUUGGAGAGGUGCCAUUAGUGUUGGCCAAGCCUCAAGCAUAUAUGAACUUCAUCGGAGAAUCUGUUGCACCGCUUGCAACAUACUACCAGAUUCCUCUUCGACAUAUUUUGUUGGUUUAUGAUGAGAUGAGCUUACCCAAUGGUGUUAUGAGGCUACAACCCAAAGGAGGACAUGGUCAGCACAGCGGGAUGAAGAGUGUGAUGGCUCAUUUGGAUGGUUGCAGAGAAUUUCCUCGGCUCUCAAUUGGUAUUGGGAGUCCACCAGGAACUAUGGAUGUGAAAGCUUUCCUUUUGCAGAAGUUCAGCUCAGUGGAACGUGAACAGGGUCAAGACUCAUGUUCUCAAAACAUAGAUUGUUAAAGAUUAGUCACAGGGUAGGAAUUCAGCUGAAAAUUCGUAGGACUCUUUAAUGGGUAUUGGCUUUUUAUACAGAUUGAUGAGGCAUUGGAUCAAGGAGUUCAGGCUGUGAGGGCAUUAGUGCUCAGCGGAUUUAGCAAGCGUAUAAGCAGAUUUAAUUUGGGGCAGAAGUAUAAGUAUCACAAAGUUUGAUAUUACUGAUUGAAUUAUAUUGUAUUCCUCCCAUAUGUCUGAUCAACAAGAAAGAAACAAUUGCAAAGCCUUGAUUAUACUAAGUACAGUCAGUUAUCCGAA